Molecule: messenger RNA, 477 nt
Organism: Raphanus sativus (radish)
Lineage: Eukaryota; Viridiplantae; Streptophyta; Magnoliopsida; Brassicales; Brassicaceae
Exons: 3
Coding region: 1-477 (158 amino acids)
Source: RefSeq, a predicted model, not a curated record
AUGACUCAAGAUUUAACGAGUUUGAGUUCUGGGUUUGAGAACAACAGAACCCUAGGUGAUGAAAGAGAAAUAAAUGUUGAUUCUUUGGGUGUCGGGAAUUGGUGGGUCAAGAAUCGGGUGGAGUCUUUGACGAAGCGAGUAAUAUGCAAUUGGGUAUCGAGAAUUGGGCAAAUCGACCACAGAAGGGAAGAAAUGGAAGGUGGCUUUAGGGAUUUAUGUAGAGAAAAUUCAGAGAAGCCAACAAAGGACGAGUCUAUUGUGAGACACGUUGGUGGGUCUUACGGUAGUUGUGGAAACAGAGAAUUUGGGUUGUCAGAGCCUUCAAAUACAGACUGGAAAGACAAGACUUUGGAGGAACUUGGAAUCACUACCAAGCAUGGGAAGCUCUGCGCUACUGCUACUAGUGGUAGCAAGACCAAGACACUUGGUCCUGGUGCUAAGUUUGUACUCAAAGUGCUUCCUCGUGAUGGCAUUUAA